This is a messenger RNA of Triplophysa rosa, 1329 nucleotides long. It is a transcript of the gene clec3ba, whose product is annotated as C-type lectin domain family 3, member Ba. The record is from RefSeq and is a predicted model, not a curated record. NCBI's taxonomy places the organism in Eukaryota, Metazoa, Chordata, Actinopteri, Cypriniformes, Nemacheilidae. The transcript is spliced from 3 exons. Bases 242 to 940 code for a protein of 232 amino acids.
GAUUGGUUCUCAGGGACGAACCCCAUCUGUCGGUUCGACACAACGUCGAGAGACCGACAGAAAGUGAACUUGGGUGCAGUUCCCACCAACACGGCAGUAUGACAGAUUACAAGUAACAAAGAAUUACAAAAUAAGUGCAGUACUGCAAUAAUGUAUCCCAAUGGUGCCUCAAAGAAAAAAGGCUCGUACAUCUGUUUAACAGCCCGUUAAAUUAAAAUCAUCUGUUCAGUUUCAUGUCAACAUGCUGUUAUGUAGCCAUGAUGGGCAGGUUCACUUUGGUAUUGGGACAGAUGUAGUUUGGGUCUCAAAGUUGUUGCUUCUAUCGAGCAUUAGAGUGAUAAAUAUGGGUUUUAAAUCUGUGAAACUGCUUUUUUGUAUUAUUUGUGUGGUGCAGUCUGCUGUGGAGCAGAGCUCUACAAAAAGGAAAAAUGGGAAAAAAGAUUCGGCAAACAGUGCUGCUAUCGAUGAGCUGAAGAAACAGAUUGAUGAGAUUGUACAGGAUCUGAACCUGAUAAAGGAACAUCAAUCUUUGCAAACAGUUUGCCUGAAAGGUAUCAAGAUCCCAGGCAAAUGUUUUCUAGCUGACCCAAUCAAGAAGACCUUUCACACAGCAAACGAUGACUGCAUUGCAAAAGGUGGAACACUUAGCAGCCCUCUCUCUGGUGAUGAGAAUGACCAGUUGUACGCGUACGUUCGCCAGACCAUCGGUCCAGAAGAGCACAUCUGGUUGGGUAUCAAUGACAUUUUAAAGGAGGGGGAAUGGAUGGACCAAACAAGCUCCACCAUACGCUUCAAGAACUGGGAAUCAGAAAUCACCCAUCAGCCUGAUGGUGGCCGCAGUCAGAACUGUGCCAUUCUGUCCAGCAAUGCAAAUGGCAAGUGGUUCGAUGAGAACUGUCGUGCUGAAAAGGCAUCUGUCUGCCAGUUUAACAUAGUCUGAGCAACUUGUGGAGCAACAUGCUCCAGAAAGAUCAUUUGUCACAACUAAGAAAUGUAUUAUCAGUAUUGGUGCAUGGAACAUAAAGAACACGUAAUCCUUUUUUGCUGCAUAUAUAUUUAUUGUAUAUAUACAGUAUAACAUAUAUAAUAAGGUGAACACCAAAGGAUCAUAGAUGUUUGUUAUGGAAGUUGUCAUUGAUCAGUACUGUUCAUAAUUUAAACGUUUCUUGUAAAAAAAAGGCACACAAGUGUUGGUCAUUGAUGAGCAGCCUGUAGACCAUACAAGUACACAUUUACAUUCAACGCAUCUGAAGUACUCUUCAUCAGUUACACUAUAUGGUUCUGCAUUUUUCUGUAAUUAUGCCCCCAAUAAAAGUUUUUUAUCCUUUU